This is a messenger RNA of Plasmodium malariae, 588 nucleotides long. The record is from the annotation of a RefSeq genome assembly. NCBI's taxonomy places the organism in Eukaryota, Apicomplexa, Aconoidasida, Haemosporida, Plasmodiidae.
AUGGAACAAAAAAUUAAAUUAAUAUUUUUUAGUAAAUUUUGUAUGUUUAUCCUUUUAAAUUGGAUUUGUCAUUUUUACAAUGAUAUGCAUAUGCCUAACAAUUACGUACUUGAGUACAUCAUCAGUAAAAUAUUAGUUACAAGAACUUAUCGAUUACUAGGAAAACAUGUACAAGAAAAUAGUUUAAAUAAAAUAUUAAAUUGUAGUAUUCCAAGCAUUGGAAUAUAUGAAGAGAAAGACUCUUUUAAUGAUAAAUUAACCAAAAGUUAAAAUAAAAAAACAAACGAAUCUUCAUUAAAUAAUAUCAAAGGCUGUGAACAAGGAAGAAGAAAUACAUCUUCUAUAUGCACUAAAGGAGAUUCUUAUUCUAAAGAAAUAAAGAUAUAUAAUAAAAAUUCUCUAAAUAAUAUUAGGGGUGUUACGAAUGCUAAUAAAAAGUAUUUAAGAAAGAAGGCAGAAGAUAAAUAUAAAAUGUUUUCUUUUUUUCCUGGGAUUUUUUCAUUAGUUGGAUCAGUAAUUUUUUUGAUUCUUUAUAUAUCAAUGUAUAUGUAUAAUUCAGUAAAAUCACCAUUAAUUUUAUACCGGUAA